This is a messenger RNA of Necator americanus (New World hookworm), 1959 nucleotides long. RefSeq lists its product as uncharacterized. Lineage: Eukaryota; Metazoa; Nematoda; Chromadorea; Rhabditida; Ancylostomatidae. The record is from RefSeq and is a predicted model, not a curated record. Bases 1 to 1959 code for a protein of 652 amino acids. Gene Ontology annotation, molecular function: protein dimerization activity; DNA binding. The transcript has 11 exons.
AUGAGUGCCGUAUGGAACUACUUCCGGAAGACCAAUGAUGAAUUUGGAAACUUCAUAGGAAUUUGUACGUUAUGUAAUCGAUCGCUGAAGAUACCGAAAUCCAAGACAACUACCAAUCUUUUGGCUCAUCUUAGAACGAGUCAUGGAGAAGAAUUGGGCAGCUUCACGAGAAAGAGAUUCGAAGCUGGAAGCAGUGGCGCUGCCAGCGCUGACGAUCCUCGUAUGACCGUACACAAGACGCUGGCACGACUCGUGAUCGAAGGGGCAUUGCCGCUUGAAACGAGUACGCUGAAACCGUUCCGUGAUUUUUGUUCUACACUAAAUCCAUCUUAUCAUCCGCCUUCGCUGAGAAUGCUCCGGACGAUUCUGGAUGAGGAAGGCUGCAGAGUGGAGUUGACCAACCGAACAAUGCUUGCUGAUCUUUCGUCAACAGUAGCAAUGACUUUGGAUUUCCAUAACACAUUCAAACAACAUACUGGACUCCUACUUAUUGGUGCACAAGUGCUGUCUCGGACCUCGUUGGAACGGCGAAAUCUAAUUUUAGACUGUACACCGAUAGAUCUGCAAAGUUUUUCUGGAUACACAGUUUCUGAAGCCGUUGUGAACUGUUUGAGAAAACUAGAUGUGGAUGCGUCUCGCAUAGGGACGAUGGUAGCAAAGGAGACACAACCGCUGCAGGAGGCAGCUCUCUAUCUUCGUACGACAUUUGUCCCUUGUGCAGCACAAAGUAUUAGCCUUGUCGCAGGCGAUACGCUCCAAACAGAGCCAGCUGCCGCAACAAUAGAGAGAGUUCGUCGAUUAGUGUCGGAGUUUCAACGUAAUAGAAACGCAAAAAUGCACUUGAAGAGUCGUUUGCGAGAGUUUAAGCUGCCGGAAGUCAGCCCUUGCGCCGAUUGUUCUAAUAGAUGGAUUACGACCUACAACAUGAUCUGCGACGUCUUAGUAACGAUGCCAGCAUUUAAUGAGAUAACGCAGAAGUUAAAUUUGCCAUCGCUUGAAGCAAAAGAUGUGCAAUUCAUAGAGGCUCUGAGAUCUUUUCUGGAACCAUUUUAUUCGCUUGUCAAACAGGUCUGCGCACGAGACUCUACGGCUUCUGUGUACCUCGCAGUUGCACGAAUACUGAUCACUACAACAGAAAAGCGCCUUGUUCAGUUGAACGACGAAGCUCAUCGAUUUGGUCAGCUAUUGCUUGAAAACACAAUGAAAUACUUCAACCCAUGGUUAGGUGACGAAUUUCUGCAAAUGGCCGCUUUUCUUGAUCCACGAUUCGCAUAUCUCGAAACAGUGCAGCCGAUGAAAAGUUGGACUGCUAUCAUGGACAGAUUUAUCACUCACCAUAACAGAAUUCAUCCGCCCAGGGAACGCGAAGCUCAAAGUUCAAACGAUGGCGUUUGGCAGCAACAAUCUCAGAAUCAAUCUACAUCCGUUUGGGAGAUUCUUCGGGAGAACCAGGAAGACCCGAAUUUGAGAAAUGCAAAUUCUUGGAGUCAUGGUGAUGAGCUGAGAGUAGGAAUACUGAGAACGUCUCGACCAGCGUUUAACACCGAUCCUAUCCACUGGUGGAGGGCUUACAUGAACGAGUUUCCUAUACUAGCACAAGCUGCUUUUACUCAUUUAACAACCCCUGCAACGUCUGUAGAUUGCCAACGAUUGUUGAGUUUGGUAUCUGAAUCAACUGCAUGUAGAGAUUCCGGGAACAAGAUAAAGAGAACCGAUCGCUUAUUGCUAAUGCUUAAAGCGCAUUUGCACAAGGACGUGAGCAGAGAAUGCAAAGCAUGGUCAAACAACGAACUACACCGAUAUGGUUAUUGCGAGUCGGCUGGAGAUGAAUUCGAUGUGGAAGAGGAUCCUGCAUGGACAGCGUUUAAAUCGGACGAGGAGAAAACCAUUGCUGAUGUGGUCGAACCGUUGUUGUCAUUUGUGGAAGAGGAUGACUUUGACAAUAUGAAGAAUAGAUAA